This is a messenger RNA of Lotus japonicus, 1002 nucleotides long. RefSeq names its product glutathione S-transferase F9-like. Lineage: Eukaryota; Viridiplantae; Streptophyta; Magnoliopsida; Fabales; Fabaceae. Gene Ontology annotation, cellular component: cytoplasm. The transcript has 3 exons. The coding region runs from base 127 to 774 and encodes 215 amino acids. Gene Ontology annotation, molecular function: glutathione binding; glutathione transferase activity. The record is from RefSeq and is a predicted model, not a curated record.
UGUCACUGUUAGAACUUUCCUUAUCCUUAUCCUCCUCGAGGACACACGACUACAAGAUCCACAACUAGAAUCAGACAGAAACAACAUAAUCCUCCGUUGCCUGUGAACUGAACUUGGACAGUAAACAUGGUGGUGAAGGUGUAUGGCCCGAUCUUUGCUUCCCCGAAAAGGGUGCUUGUGUGUCUCAUUGAGAAGGCUGUUCAGUUUGAAACUGUGCCUCUUGAUCUCUUCAAGGGAGAGAAUAAGGAACCUGAGUACCUCAAGCUCCAGCCAUUUGGAAAGCUUCCUGUAAUUCAAGAUGGUGAUUAUACCCUCUAUGAAUCUCGUGCAAUAAUCAGAUACUACGCAGAGAAGUAUAGAAACCAAGGAACGGAGUUGCUGGGGAAGACAGUAGAAGAAAGGGGUCUUGUGGAGCAAUGGCUUGAAGUGGAAGCACAUAACUUUCACCCACCGGUUCUCGACUUGGUUCUCCAAGUUCUGUUUGCGCCAUUGAGGGGUCUUCCUUCUGACCAAAAAUUGAUUGAAGAGAGUGAUGAGAAGGUUCAGAAGGUGCUGGAUAUAUAUGAGGAUAGGCUGUCAAAGAGCAAGUACUUGGCUGGGGAUUUCUUCAGCCUUGCUGAUCUGAGCCAUCUCCCAUUUGGUCACUAUUUGGUGAAUCAAACUGGGAGAGGGAAUUUUGUAAGGGAGAGAAAGCAUGUGAGUGCUUGGUGGGAUGACAUUAGCAGCAGACCUUCUUGGCAGAAGGUGCUUCAGCUUUACAAAUACCCUGUCUAGCUGUUAUUUAGUUAUGGUUUGAGGGUAAAGACUUCACUGCUUCCUGUUACCUGCUUGAGAAUAAAAUAGAGGCUGCUGCUAGAUGCACUAUGCUGAACUCUAGUUUGCUUUUGUGGUCUAUGUAAGUUGUGAAAGUUUUAAAAAGCCUAGUACAUUGUAAUUUUUAAGUGCAUGUUUGGAGAUCCUUUUAGAAUUUGAUUCUAAAUCCGGAAUUAAUUCUGCUAAAAA